CAAAGUUUGGCAUUGCUAAUUUUUGAGAGAGAGAGAGAGAGAGAGAGGGAAGGAUGGGAGCAGUACAGGGUUCGAUGAACUAUGUGCUGGACAAGUCAAGGGAGACAGCGAGUGUGAUGGGGGCAGAGAAAUGGAUCAACUAUGGGCCGGAGAAGUCGAAGGAAUUUGUUGCAGUGCUUCAGCCCUUUGGCAAGAUUUGUAUAGCAAAAGUACCGGACGAGAUUUUCCCACCGCUGCAGCACUUUGGCAAGCUUUGCAUAGCAAAACUGGACGAGGUUUUCCCACUGCUUCAACGCUUUGGCAAGCUUUGUAUAGCAAAAGUACUGGACGACGUUUUCCCACCGCUUCAGCAGUUUGGCAAGAUUUGCAUAGCAAAAGUAGGCGAGGUUUUCCCACCAGAGAUUACAGCAGAGCAAAUGAAAUACUGGGUCAAAGUUGGCACUCCUUGUAUCAUCGGCGUGGUGGUUAUUCUGAUCCUCCUUCGCUUCUUCCGUGGUGGCGGAGGAGGAUCGAUGGCCAGGAUGAUGAUAGCUCCCGGAACCGGCAGGGCUUUCAGGAUUCCUAGGGCUUCCUUUGAAGCAAGCCCCAGAUCGUAUUUCCGCGGUCUCCGUGGAAAAUGAUCAUAUCUGCUGUAAAACUUCCCAAAGUUUGAUCUCCCUAUGUAUGUGUGUGUGUUGUCUUAGUUUUAUGUGUGUUUCUUGCUUGCUUUCCAAUGCCAACUGUUAUGUUGGCUCGUUUGGUGUUUGAAUUUUGAAGAAUUCUGUGUCUCCCUCCAUAUAUGUUACUAGGCAUAUAAUAAGUCCAUAAUUGUGAGGGACUAUGAAUUCAGCAACGGUACUUCUUGAUUUGCAAUAAUAGACUUUACAAGAUCUAUUUA
Messenger RNA from Rhododendron vialii, 877 nucleotides. RefSeq lists its product as uncharacterized. Bases 54 to 620 code for a protein of 188 amino acids. The transcript has 2 exons. Lineage: Eukaryota; Viridiplantae; Streptophyta; Magnoliopsida; Ericales; Ericaceae. The record is from RefSeq and is a predicted model, not a curated record.